AUAUAAACAACUUUAUCUGCAGCUCAAAUAGAUAUUACUUACUGAGAACCUAAUCAAUGUUUCUUGAUUAUGGUCAGUAUAAAAGUAUCGGUAUGAAUCGAUUUAGUCUAGUUGAAAGAAAACAGUCAAGCGGACAAUAUCCAAAAUGAAUAAGCUAGUGAUCUUUUCAGUAUUUCUUGUUAUUUGUGGAUUUGCCAAUGCCGGCACAGUAUCCAAGAAGGAUUCUAGCAGUUCCUCAGAGGAAUUGAAAGAAUUAGCUUCUUUGCUAGAAAGCAAAUUCAAUAUCACCAUUAUUAAAGAUUUGGAAGAACUUGGAAAAAAAGCUAAAGCCCAAUGCCCCAAUAUCGAAACCCAAAUUGAAGAAGUAGGUUCACAAAUUGAAACUUGUAUUGAAGAUAUUGAACUUGGAUCGGAUACUUUCUGUUCUCUCAUGAAGAAAAACCUCGCUAAAUGUGCCAAACCCGGUGUUGACCUCAUCUCUUCCUGCUUACCAGCUGAAUCUAAAGAAUUACCUACCAUAGCUAUCAAAGUUGUUUCAGCCAUCAUUGAUCAAGCUUGCCGAUCAACUGUAGAAGAAAUUUUAGAAUUAUUCAACCCAUGUAUUUUGGAGACUGAUAUAUCUACUAUCUCAGCUUGUACUGAGAUUAAAACUGUCUUAGAAGAACACAGAAACAAACUUCCCUCCAAAUCACUUGUGUGUUCCACCGUACCUAAAGUGAAAAGCUGCUCAAAGGCUCACCGUGAAGCAUCAUGCAAGAAUCCAAUUACCAACCGUGUCGCUGCCAACUUCCAAGAUGCUAUUGAAGCUUCAAUUAAAGACGUUUGCGAUAACAAAGUUUAAAUAUUGGAAAUAGAAAACUGUUUGUACAGAUUUUAAUAAAAUGAUUCCUUUUUA
Molecule: messenger RNA, 895 nt
Organism: Diorhabda carinulata
Lineage: Eukaryota; Metazoa; Arthropoda; Insecta; Coleoptera; Chrysomelidae
Exons: 5
Coding region: 146-841 (231 amino acids)
Source: RefSeq, a predicted model, not a curated record